This is a messenger RNA of Bactrocera tryoni, 1500 nucleotides long. RefSeq names its product odorant receptor 2a-like. The coding region runs from base 41 to 1222 and encodes 393 amino acids. Gene Ontology annotation, cellular component: plasma membrane. Gene Ontology annotation, molecular function: odorant binding; olfactory receptor activity. Gene Ontology annotation, biological process: detection of chemical stimulus involved in sensory perception of smell; sensory perception of smell. The record is from RefSeq and is a predicted model, not a curated record. Lineage: Eukaryota; Metazoa; Arthropoda; Insecta; Diptera; Tephritidae. The transcript has 3 exons.
UGAGUUGAAGUAUUGGCACCGUUCUUUGAAAACAUUAGCAAUGACAUUGAAAAUUAAUAGCUGGGAUGCUUUCAAGUACCACUGGCGCGUCUGGGACUUGAGCGGCUUUCGUGGGCCGCAGCGACAAUCAGUUUGGUAUAUUCCGUAUAAGUUGUACACAAUUGCGAUAACACUAUUGUUUCCGAUCUACUACCCUCUAUGCUUUACGGUGGAAAGUUUCUUAGCAGAUAAUCUGAACGACUUCUGCGAAGUGAUCUAUAUCGCCAUGGCCGACAUGACACUUAACAUCAAGUUCCUCACAUUAUUUAUUGUGCGUCGGCAAUUGUUGGAGCUGAGACCGAUACUUAAGCGCCUGGACGCACGUGCGAAAACAGAAGAAGAAAUGAAUGUUCUACAGGAGGGCAUUGAUUCGGCCAAGAAAUGUUUUCUAAUCAUUUUACGACUAUUUUAUAGCGCUUUCGUCACCAGUCAGUUAAUGGUUAUUUUCUCAGAUGAGCCACGUCUCAUGUACCCAGCCUGGUAUCCUUUCGAUUAUCAGGCAUCACGAACCAAGUUUUGGAUGGCGUAUGGUUAUCAAACCAUCGGAUUUCUAGUGCAAUGCACACAAGCCUGCUCGGUAGACACCUAUCCGCAAGCCUAUAUGCGUGUUCUUACCGCCCACAUUCGGGCGCUAUCGCUACGCAUCGAACGAAUCGGUCGUCAAAAUUCCAGCGGCGCUGCUUCAGAGCUUAUGUGCUCCAAAAAAGAUGAAAUGAAACGGAAUUAUGAUGAGCUCGUGUCAUGCAUCAAGGAUCACAAAACGAUUAUAGAGUUAUUUUCAACCAUACAAAAGCCCAUCUCUGGCACAUCUAUGGCUCAGUUUGUUUGUACUGGUGUAGCCCAGUGCACCAUAGGGGUUUAUAUGCUGUAUGUUGGCUUUAAUAUUUCCAUUAUGUUGAAUAUGGCAGUCUUCUUCGUGUCAGUCACAAUGGAAACUCUAAUUCUUUGCUAUUAUGGCGAUCUAUUCUGUCAGGAGUGCGAGGAGCUUUCAAAGGCCAUUUACAAUUGCAAUUGGACAGUUCAAAGCAGUGAAUUUAAAAAGGUAUUGUCCUUCUUUCUUUUCCGCUCACAGCGCGUGAACGUCUUAAUGGCGGGCAAUUGGAUACCAGUAAGGCUGCCAACAUUUGUAAUGGUCGUGAAAUCUUCUUACUCCAUAUUCACUCUGCUAAGCAGUUUUAAAUAAAGUCUAAAACGUUUACUGGACGCAAUUUAAAAGUGAAACAAUUAGUGGGAGUAAUUUGGAGUUUGUAUAUUUUAUUUGAAUUAUUUUUAUAAAAAUUAUUUACUUUUAUUCACAUUAUCUGCAUAAACUAUGCCACUAACAUACUAAGCUUAAUGAAUAUAAUAUUUAUUGAUUUCUUUGGGAGAAUAUUCAAUUAGUUACAGACGUACAUAUUUGAUUAAUCGAUUCCAAAUUACUAUAAUAAAAUGACUAGUUCCAUUUCGAUAUACGCAAUGUAA